AUGUUUAGUAUCAGAAGACAGUAUCAAAUACUGUGCACUGAUUGUGAAAUAAAAUUAUAAACCUUGUAGAAGAUUCUGGUUUUCAUGAAAUUCGUAAACAUGAAUUUGAUAAUUGUUUAAAUCACAAAGGCUUUGACAAAUGAGGAAAUGCCACUUAGCUAGAUAAUUGAAGAAUCAUGACAGGAUAGGCAUCUCAAAAGAAUAAUUGUAAUAUUAAAGGAUUAAGAGGUCCUUGGGGAAACAGAUGAAACCCUUGAACAUUAUGCAAAAAUGACCCAUUUUAUGAUCAUACCGAAACAUUCAAAUGUGAAAAUGAAGGUGUUCUAAUAGAAUCUUGCCAGAAAAAUUACUCCAAGGGGCUCCCCAUUAACACUGGAUUUAUUCUUUGGUCAUUCUAAGAAUUAGCACUUCUGUAACUGUAUCCCAGAUUUUGUAAAAGAUCCCAGAUUUUGUAAAAUAUUUAUUGGUUCUUUUUAUUCAAGAUAAAAAAUCCCCAAUCUUUUUUAAACUAUAUGAUAUGGAAGUGUUGUGCCUUUUUAAAGUGAAUUUAUCUGAAGUGGCCAGUAGUCCUUAGUCACUUUCUAUGUAAUAUCUAAGAAAUUUUUGUUGUUAAGGACUUUAUAAUUUGUUACUGUAUUCAAAAGGAAAUAGUGCUUUAUGCUCUGAUUCUUAAUUUAAAAACAACAAAAAGCAAAAAAGUCCCAAAGAAACCCAGAAUGUUAUCAUUAUUAAAUGCUGUACCUCAUGAACUUGAAUCUGUGAAGCAGAGUGGGAAGGGCCAGCCAGCUCUUGAAAGUGGUAGACUAUGCAAGCAACAGUAGAGACCUCAAGUGUUCAGGAUGGUGUGAAAAGGACUUGUAAUGAAGUGUUGGUAUUUUCAUUAUUCACAAAGGUAAAACGAUUAAACCAUUUUGAUAUUUGAAUAUUUAAUAUUUGAGGGACAGCAUUGAACUGAUUAUAUGUCUACAACGACUUGCUUUUUAGUUCAUUGGAAUGUCAGGAAUACUUUUUGAGCAAGGAAAAAAGUCAUUCAUAUUUCUUUUGGCCAAUGCAUUGCUUACAAUGAGUUACAAGGCACUAAUAGUUCUGGAUCCUUGGGUGGUCUUGAUGUUCGCAGACGAAUUCCUAUAAAGCUCAUCUCCAAACAAGCAAACAAAGCGAAACCUGCACCGCGAACUCAAAGAACUAUAAACAGGAUGCCUGCAAAGGCUCCACCUGGUGAUGAAGAAGGAUUUGAUUAUAAUGAAGAAGAACGGUAUGACUGUAAAGGGGGUGAGCUGUUUGCAAAUCAGCGAAGAUUUCCUGGACACCUUUUUUGGGACUUUCAGAUAAACAUCUUAGGUGAAAAGGAUGAUACACCAGUUCAUUUCUGUGACAAGUGUGGAUUGCCUAUUAAAAUCUAUGGGAGAAUGAUUCCAUGCAAGCAUGUUUUUUGCUAUGACUGUGCUAUUUUACAUGAAAAAAAGGGAGAUAAGAUGUGUCCAGGCUGUAGUGAUCCUGUGCAGCGAAUUGAGCAGUGUACACGAGGUUCUCUCUUCAUGUGUAGCAUUGUUCAAGGGUGCAAGAGAACAUAUUUGUCUCAGAGAGACUUACAGGCUCAUAUCAACCAUCGCCAUAUGAGAGCUGGAAAACCUGUUACCCGUGCUUCACUUGAAAAUGUUCAUCCUCCUAUUGCCCCACCACCAACUGAAAUCCCUGAGCGUUUUAUAAUGCCACCAGACAAGCACCAUAUGAGCCAUAUUCCGCCAAAGCAGCACAUCAUGAUGCCACCACCUCCUUUGCAACAUGUGCCACAUGAGCACUAUAAUCAGCCACAUGAGGAUAUUCGUGCUCCUCCAGCAGAAUUGUCCAUGGCUCCACCUCCACCUCGAUCGGUCAGUCAGGAAACCUUUCGUAUUUCAACAAGAAAACACAGCAAUUUAAUAACCGUCCCUAUUCAGGAUGACUCAAAUUCAGGUGCUAGAGAACCACCACCUCCUGCCCCAGCACCUGCUCACCAUCAUCCUGAAUAUCAGGGUCAACCAGUGGUAUCGCACCCUCAUCAUAUUAUGCCUCCACAGCAACAUUAUGCACCACCCCCACCUCCUCCACCACCAAUAAGCCAUCCAAUGCCACAUCCUCCCCAGGCUGCAGGUACUCCUCACUUGGUAUAUAGCCAAGCUCCACCUCCACCAAUGACCUCUGCUCCACCACCAAUAACCCCUCCCCCUGGACAUAUUAUUGCCCAGAUGCCACCUUAUAUGAAUCAUCCUCCUCCAGGACCUCCCCCACCUCAACAUGGUGGUCCACCUGUAACUGCACCCCCUCCUCACCAUUAUAAUCCUAACUCAUUACCCCAGUUCACUGAAGAUCAAGGAACUCUGAGCCCUCCAUUUACACAACCAGGGGGAAUGAGUCCUGGUAUAUGGCCUGCACCAAGAGGGCCACCACCACCUCCACGAUUGCAGGGUCCGCCUUCUCAAACCCCACUUCCUGGACCACAUCAUCCAGAUCAGACAAGAUAUAGACCGUAUUACCAAUGAUAAUAGUAUUUUGAAUGGAAGAUAUGAGGGGGAAAAAAACUUAUGUGUAGUCAAUCUUUUAAGCUUUGACUGUUUUGGGAAGGAAGAGUACCUCUUAUCGAGGUAGUAUAAAACACAUAGGGUCUUGUUUCUUAAAAUGGUUUUAAAUCUUGACCUUAAGAUUGAUUUCAAGUACCAUACUGUAGUACAGAUAAGUGGCUCAGUUGAGCACAGCUAUAUUUUAACAUCUCUUUGUUCCCCUAGUUUAGUAAAUUGACCCAGAGGUGACCAUUUGUAAAAAAUUUGAAAAAAUUUUUCAUUGUUUUACUUCAAAAGUAUUGUUUUGUUAAACCCAACGUUUAGUUUUUCUUGUGAUACAUUUUGUUAACCUGUGUAAAAGGAUUAAAUUUCAAUAUGGUUGUAAAAAUGCUAUUUUUAUGUGAAUUUAAGUGCAGCCACAUACUGUUUUUUAAACCAUAUGUUUUACCACUAAUUUCCCAAAGUUAUAAUAAAAUCCUGAAAGUAAAAAUCUACUAGAAUUUGCUGUAAGGCAGACUGUUAAAUGAUAGAGAAUUAUUUCACAUUUUAGGCACUGAAAUGUUGAGGUUUCGAGGUAUAGUAAGUAUACAAUGCACUUCACUUGGAUGCCUUUUCAUUUUUAGGCAGCCUCAGGAGCACCAAAAUACAUUGGAAUUCUAGUACUAAGAUAUAUUUGUUCGUAAUGUUAAAAGACAUUACUAAUUAUUUGGAAAGAGAUGGCCAAAAUAAUCAACUCUACAGGCUUCAAGCUGGUGGGGGAAUGCUGUUACUCAUUAAUGCUUUUUUACUGAAUGGUCGGAAUCACAUAUGCACCACACAUACUGAUCUUAAGUAACAUUAUUUUAUAGAACUGUUUAAAUGGGUUUAAAUGGUGUUCUUUAGAUGAAAUGUGUUCUGUUUUGUUCAUUGUCUUAAACUGAAUAGGGCUGAAUAGGCUUUAUGUAAUUCUUCAUUUCAUGGUAGAGUUUGAUGCUGUGUUUAAGUGGGUUCUUGUUUAUAGGAUUUUCAACUACAGUUUGAAUGCCAUGGAGGAAUUUGAAUAAUAUAUUAAUGAAGGACAUAUUCUUGUAAUCACAAAUUUGCAUUUGCUCAGGUUUCAUUGCUGUGUGAUAGGAUUUUUCCUCUAACUUGAAAUUUAAAAACUUUUAUUUCCUAUUCCUUUUGUCGGUAAAGCAGUCUGAAUUUGGAACAUUUUAUCAUGGAGUCAACAGUGAAGACUACCAGAUAAUUUUGUAUUGGAGAAGAGGAAAUAACAGCUAAAUUGUGGAUUUCAGUGCUUUACAUGGUGCCUUUCGAGUCAGCUUUUACAUUAUAGGGGCUUGUUAUAGUUUAGCUAAGAUGACCACUUAACAGUUUAUACAGAACUCAUAUGUAUAAAUCAACAUUCUUAGGAUAUUAUUUAUAUCCUUUGAAUAAAUCCCUGUGAAGUUUUUCCUCCCCACUAAAAUGGUGCAUAAUAAAACAUGAAAUAUGUAGUAUGCAGAUAUCAUUUAUUAGAUAGUUUGUAGUGUAUACAUUUAGAACAUACUUCUUUUGACAAAGGGUGAUCUGAUUGCUAAUUUACCAUUUUAUUCUGUCAGGUACAGGUGAAACAAAUUCUCAUCUUGAAUGAUCAGAUGCAAAAUCAUUUCUGAACCCUAGAGCAGAAGUUAGAAAUAACAAAAUGGCCGUUUCAACCUUGACUGGCCAAAAAUAACUAAUAAACUUUUUUGUUUUAAGUCAGGCAAGUGAUUUUCUACAUUUAGCAGUUUGAAAGUCCAGUGUUAAUGCAAUAUUUCUAGUGAGAAAUGCUUGUUAUUAAAAGCAUGGGAGUGAUAGUGUGAAAUGGUGGUGAGUGCUUCUAUCAUAUUACUGUAGGUACUUGGACUGGUGCAAACUUGAUUCCUUUUCAUCCCCCUGUUUAGGAGCUAUUAAAAUAUUACUGUUAAAAAUCCAAACCAUUCUUUGUUCCAUGUAAUAAGAAAAUAGCCAAAAUCACUUUAGAGCUUCUCAACUAUUUAUGAAGAGCUAUCCUGCUUUUAUUGAAAGUCACUAGAGUUGAAUGUGGUAAGAAACCACUUAGCCUAUGUAUUGGACGAGAAAAUCAGUAUCAUGAUAAAAUUUUGAAUUAAGAGAACCCUUGUAGAGUUUUUAAAAAAUGAUUUAUUUUCAAUUAGGUUUAAGAAAUCUAUGUUAUGCAGGGAGGCAUAUCAGAUGAAUGUUGUAGCAGACAAAAGUUUUAAAUCGUGUUAGACUUGAAUUCAUCAAUUGUUUGAAUGAGGGUGGGUGGGUAGAAGGAUAACAAAAUUACUGUUAGUGUUUCUUUCCUUACGGAAAAAGAUGUGAAUCCCAGCCUUAUUUCAGGGAAGCCUUUGAAGCUAUGAUGGACAUAAGUCUAAAUUAAAUGUAUGUAUGUUUCAUUAUAUUGCUCUUAAGACUACUGAGGUGGCAGUUUAAUUCUUAAAAACAAUAAAAUGGAAGCAUAAAUACUA
Molecule: messenger RNA, 5011 nt
Organism: Homo sapiens (human)
Lineage: Eukaryota; Metazoa; Chordata; Mammalia; Primates; Hominidae
Gene: CBLL1
Product: Cbl proto-oncogene like 1
Exons: 6
Coding region: 1197-2522 (441 amino acids)
Biological process (GO): protein ubiquitination
Cellular component (GO): cytoplasm; RNA N6-methyladenosine methyltransferase complex; nuclear speck
Molecular function (GO): identical protein binding; ubiquitin protein ligase activity
Source: RefSeq, a predicted model, not a curated record